Messenger RNA from Clunio marinus, 515 nucleotides. NCBI's taxonomy places the organism in Eukaryota, Metazoa, Arthropoda, Insecta, Diptera, Chironomidae. The record is from the annotation of a GenBank genome assembly.
AUGGAUGGGUACGUUGCUCGGAAAGAAUUGUGUUUGAACAAGAUCCAUAAUAUGUCGGGGAUUGCUAAAAAGGCUACAGGACUAACUGGAUUAGCUGUCAAUGCCAAUCCGCAUUACUAUUUGACUGCACUUUAUGGAAAAAUAUUGAGAGCAGUUUCUAAAAUGCCACAAGAUGCUGCUUACAGAAGAUACACGGAACAAAUUGUUAACGAUCGGAUGUUAGCCGUGAAUAAUCAUAAAGAUGUAAAAGAACUUGAAAAAGCUAUCGGGAAUGGUCAGGCUGAAGAAUUAAUCUUACAAGCGGAAAAGGAAUUGAUUUUAGCCCGUAAAAUGUUGGGCUGGAAGCCAUGGGAACCUCUUGUUAAGAAUGAACCUCCCACUCAAUGGCAAUGGCCCCCAGCAGAGAAAAAGCAGAUUGCUUAGACUCUAUAAACUUUCAUAAAACUUAGUUUAUGUUUCAAAAUUACUAUAUGAAUAAAAUACAAAGAUAUCAAAAGAUAGCACACCACUUUGAA